AUGGCUCGCUCGACGAGCAGCAAGACGAAGAGCGCGAAGGCCGGUGUCAUCCAUCGGAUCCUCUUCCGAUGUUACUCUGCUGCUGGAAUCGUCCUUCGCCAUGCCAGGAAGCAUACUGGCGUAGGAAUGAUAUGCUCAGUAGCGUAUUUCGACCCGGGUAACUGGGGUGCCGAUCUCCAGGCCGGUUCAGAAUAUGGAUACAAGUUGCUUUUUGUCGUGCUGUUGUCCGGCUUAUUUGCAAUCUACAUGCAGAUUCUUGCUUCAAGAUUGGGUUGUGUUACUGGGCUAGAUCUUGCUUCACACUGUCGGUUGCUAUUGCAUGAUCGUCCUAAGCAUACUCGUUUAUGGCGAUGGCUCGUCCUUUAUCCGUUGUAUUUGCUUUCAGAGGCGGCGAUCAUAAGUACCGAUCUUGCUGAGCUGUUAGGUUCUGCCAUUGCGCUGUGUCUGCUCUUCCCGAAGCUUCCUGAAUGGGCCGGCGUACUGGUAACUGCAGCCGACGUGCUUGCACUACUGGCUUUUAGGGAUCCUCUUCGAGGCCAACCUGUUAGGGUAUUCGAGCUUCUGAUCGCAGUCCUGGUCUUCACCGUUCUGAUUUGCAUGGCGGUAAUCAUCUCUAAAGCUGGAGUGCAUUGGGGCCACGCUUUUGAUGGUUUUAUACCUUCGCAUGUCUUGAUCACACCUGGAGGUCUUUAUACUUCUGUCAGUAUCCUCGGUGCGACCGUGAUGCCGCACAGUCUGUAUCUUGGUUCGGCCUUGGCUACUCAGGAUAGGCUACUCAAAUCGAAGGGAAAUGAUACUCUCAUCUUAGCCGAAACACGCAAGUGUGAACUGUCGAUGACUUCCUUGCGACUUUGGCGACCGCAAUUGUGGGCAUUCGUGAAGUCCCUUCGCGAACAUUUCGUCGUUGCUCCCAUGCAGGACGACGCUACUACUCCAAAAUCGCAUGAGGAACGGGAGAAUCAUGCGCUCGCGUUUGUGCGGGCACAUUUGUACCAUGGAAUUGUGGAUAUGGUCAUCAGCUUGCUUGGCCUAGCUGUUGUGAUUAAUACAUUGAUCCUCGUCCUUGCGAGUGCAGUUUUCUACUCUCCGGGAUCGGUGAAUUCAAACUCGCCGGCGACUCUCUUUGAUACGUAUGAUUUGCUGCGGGACCGACUGGGUAAAGCUGUUGCAAUUUUGUUUGCCCUUGCACUUUUAGCUUCAGGUCAAAGUUCAUCCAUUGUUGCGACUCUAGCGGGUCAAACUGUCUCUGAAGGAUUCAUCCGAUGGAGGAUGUCUCCCGUCGCCAGACGUUUGGUGACCCGAUGCCUUGGUCUGAUUCCCUCCAUGGUCGUCGCGAGCGCGUUGGGUCGUGCAGGAAUCAGCACACUACUGAUAGUUUCCCAGGUUGUGUUGUCGAUCGUGCUACCCUUUGUUGCGUUUCCCCUCAUCUGGUUGACUUCGUCGAAGUCGAUCAUGAGCGUCAAGAAACCGCGACCUGACAAAUCAUCUGUGGAGAUACCUGCGUUAUCAAGUGAUGAUGCCCCCGAUGAGGUCCAGCUUAAAGAGGCCUGCGUAGAAGUAGAAGAAGACAAGGAAGCUGCGGAGGAAGAAAUGGUGGACUUUUCGAACGGGAAGUUCACAAUCUGCCUUGGAUAUAGUAUUUGGCUCCUCAUCGUGAUCGCGAACGCAUACACGAUCGUGACAUUGGCCAUGGGGGAAGAUGGUUAA
Messenger RNA from Sparassis crispa, 1707 nucleotides. RefSeq names its product Manganese transporter SMF1. Gene Ontology annotation, molecular function: manganese ion transmembrane transporter activity; cadmium ion transmembrane transporter activity. The coding region runs from base 1 to 1707 and encodes 568 amino acids. The record is from RefSeq and is a predicted model, not a curated record. Lineage: Eukaryota; Fungi; Basidiomycota; Agaricomycetes; Polyporales; Sparassidaceae. The transcript is spliced from 9 exons. Gene Ontology annotation, biological process: intracellular manganese ion homeostasis; iron ion transport. Gene Ontology annotation, cellular component: membrane.